CAGAAACCUUCCGUUUCGAUUUGAAAUGUGAAAUUAUUUCAUGUAUAUUGGAAUAUUUAUAUAAGAAUUGUGGGAAUAUUUAAUAUUUUUCUAAAGAAGUUCGUUUUAUUAAAUGGAAACUUCAACAACUCCUAAGACUUCACAGUCCAAGCGCAGAUCUCUUAGACCUUCACCAUCCUCAUCUUUUAAAAGUCCCUUAAUAACACCAGAGGAAAAAAAGAUAUCUUCGCAGUUUGAAAAUGCUUCUCUAGAAGAUAUGAAGAAAGCCAUAUUGGAACUAUGGCAAGAAAAUGAAGAUUUAAAAAAAGCAAUUCAUGAAUUAGAAGAACAGGGAUAUGAAGAAAGUCAGUUGAAAUGGUAUAUUGAUAAAUUGCAUGAGUACAAUGAAAUUAAAGAUGUAGCUCAGAUGGUGAUGGGAAGAAUAGCUGUUCUUGAGCAAAAAACUGUGAGGGAAGUCCAUGAAGAUUUUGGCAUGAAAGAUGAAGAUUAAAAUUCUCUUUAUAGUUCACUAAAAAAUUAAGUUAUAAACUUAUUGGUUAUUGUAGCUAUUCUAAAGCAAUUUUAUUUAUGUAAAAAUUGCUAGGAUUUUCUAAAAUAAUAAUGUGGAACAUUCUAAAGUUAUCUUUUUAGAAAUGUUUAUUAUUUUUAUUUUACAAAUGUUAGCGUUUGUAAUUAUUCUAUUCAGUUUCUGUAUCAUAUGUAUAUAUGUAUUUAAAUAAUUUUGUCUGAGACAAAUUAUUCUGGUUUCUUGACAAUUUAUAAUGUUAAUUUACUUUUAACUUUUAACAUUCUUAAAAUGGUUAAAGCUUUAUAAUCAUCUAUAAUAUAGUGUUUAUUGAAUUUUAAUUUACUAGUUAGAAUAAAUAGUCUUUUAAUUUGAUUCUGGCAUAAGAGUUGAGUCAUUUAUUAUUUGGCCCUAAAUUCACAUCAUGUGAAACUCGUGCAUUUGUGAUAUAUGUAUUGUCAUUGUAAAUAGACGUCAUGUGUAUACCAUAUUUAUCUGUUAUAUAUAUAUAUGUACAUAUUUCUGAAAUGUGAUAAAGAUUUUUUUCAAUUAAUAAUGUAAUUGUUCACAGAAAAUAAUAUUUUCUUACUGAUGUAUCAUGAAUAAAUUUCUUUAACUACACGGCUUAUCUUAAAAUUGCAAAAGAGUGCAAUUUUUCUUGAAUUUUGUUGGGUAAAAAUAUUAUGCCUAAUAAUUAUUUAUUAAAUCUGCAGAGUCUAACAAUGUAAUAAUUCUUGCAUGUACCAUAGUAAAUAAUCAUCUUGUAUAUGCCAAAUUUAUAUAUUAGUUUGUGUCAUCAUUGCUAAUUAUGAAUGUUCAUUUUCAUAUUUAUGUUAAUAAUGCCAUCCUAUUUGAGAAAUUCCUAAUACUCACGACUAGCUGUGAAGGAUGGUUGUAAAUAACACCAGAGACACUAUUGCUAAAUAUAUAAUUUAACAAUAUUGUCAAAUGAAUACCCACUGUAGCAAAAAUUAGAUUUUGAAGAAUUUUUCUGAAAUGGAAACUUGAAAUAAACACCCAUGAAUUGUUAUUUUACAAAAUUACAAACAUCUUACCAUGUUAAUAAGUUUGUAUAGCACGCAAAUCCUCUUAUUUGAUUGCAAUAUCAUAAUACACUGAAGAAUGCUAUUGAAACAUUUAUGUACUAUUAUGACAUUUUACAAGUGUUAAUUGUAUAAUGGUGAAUUUAAAUGAAAAAAGUAGGAAAACGUUGAGAUUAACAUCUCAAAAAAGGAAAUGCUUUUGUAAUUAGUAGUAUUGAUAAAUUUAUUUUCUAAAGGCCCCCACUUUCAACAUUUACCAUGUCCCUUUAUUAUCUAGUUAGCCAUUGAUUAAAGAGUACAUUUGUUAAGAAAAUGAGCUGUGUUGAGAUCACAGUUGUUUAAAAUAGUGUCUUUUGAGAUUAAUUACUUAAAAAAUAUUUUUGAAAUACUUAAUUUAUUCUAAUAAAAUUUCUAUUUUGUCUAUUGCCUAGCAUUAUUCUGAUCUUACUGAUGCUUGAAAAUUUAUUUUCUGUCAUCUGAAUUUUAUCUCAUAUGUAUAUGGAAGCUGCAUUUUUAUA
Molecule: messenger RNA, 2066 nt
Organism: Argiope bruennichi
Lineage: Eukaryota; Metazoa; Arthropoda; Arachnida; Araneae; Araneidae
Product: DNA repair protein SWI5 homolog
Exons: 5
Coding region: 113-490 (125 amino acids)
Biological process (GO): double-strand break repair via homologous recombination
Cellular component (GO): Swi5-Swi2 complex; Swi5-Sfr1 complex
Source: RefSeq, a predicted model, not a curated record